Molecule: messenger RNA, 745 nt
Organism: Schistosoma guineensis
Lineage: Eukaryota; Metazoa; Platyhelminthes; Trematoda; Strigeidida; Schistosomatidae
Source: the annotation of a GenBank genome assembly
AUGAAAUUAUUUUUGAUUAGUAUAAUUGGCAUUUUCAGUUUGCUCAUUUCACAAGAAUAUGGUUAUACAGUUGAUAUCAAUCUGAAUGAUGCAAAACAAAAACAACAUUUAAUAACCAAACUUAAUUCAUUGAAUCAAUAUUUACAGUCAAGGGGGAUUAACAAACAAUUCACCGAAGACGAAUUCUACAAAAUCAUAUACGAUAGAUUAAACAAGCAUAUUGAAGACGAAAAAAGCGAUGUCCGCAUAAUUGAAAAAGAAGUCUCCAAACGUCCAGUGCAAAAGCAUGUAGAUAAUGAGACAUCAGACAGUGUGCAUGAUAAACAACCUAUUCAGAAAGAAGUCUCCAAACGUCCAGUGCAAAAGCAUGUAGAUAAUGAGACAUCAGACAGUGUGCAUGAUAAACAACCUAUUCAGAAAGAAGUCUCCAAACGUCCAGUGCAAAAGCAUGUAGAUAAUGAGACAUCAGACAGAGUUCAUUCCAUAUCAGAUAUUUUCUUCUUCAAUAAGCCGUGGAUUCCUUUAUGGAUUGUAAACCCCCUAUACUACAUAGCCGAGAAGUUCGUACAACUUAUGGCAUUUUUACUAGAAGACGAUAAUAUUAGAGAACUCCAAAUGCCAGCAUACUAUUACGAUACAUCAAUAUGAGAGUGAAUUUAUUGCAGUAUAGUUAAUUCAACACGUAACUAAAAACUUAAAUAAUUGGUAUAACAUAAUUUUAGUUUUAACCUUUGCAUAAAAUUAU